AAGAAGAAGGAGGGUACGGGUGUGACCUGGUGUGGUGGUCACCCCCACUUAACCUGGAGCCUAGGGACCUGGGCUGGGCUGGUAUAUAAAAGAGCACGUCCGAUCCUGGGGCAGCAUCGUCAUAAUUCCAGCCUCCGAUCCAGCAACAUGAAGUUCGCACUCGCCGUAGUUUUGGCCAUGGUAGCCAUGGUCUAUGCCCGACCAGACAACGUCCUAGACAUUGAUCUCGAAGACAUCCUGCUGGACCAGGACAUCGCUGAGGACUCCACCGUCACUGGAUCCUACACAUGGACCGACCCCGAUGGCAACCAGCACUUCGUCAAGUACGUCGCUGACGAGGACGGCUACAGAGUCCUGGAGUCCAACGUCGUCCCAGCCACUGCUGACGGACUCAGGGCCAACGGCGAACAGGGAUCCUUCGUCUCCCUGGAGGAUCUCGACGACAAAUAAGCGACUAGAACGACUUCUCUAGACUCAUCGAUUUCACGAACCUUCAUUUCCCCUUCCAUUUUAAACCCUCAUUUCUGAUCCAGGAUUCUAUUUAUCAAUAGUAAUUACGAUCACGAAAUAGGUCAUCUAUUUAUUGAUAGUAUUUAUGAUCAUGGAAUAAAUGAAAUAGUUAAAA
Messenger RNA from Macrobrachium nipponense, 625 nucleotides. RefSeq lists its product as uncharacterized. The coding region runs from base 148 to 450 and encodes 100 amino acids. The transcript has 3 exons. The record is from RefSeq and is a predicted model, not a curated record. NCBI's taxonomy places the organism in Eukaryota, Metazoa, Arthropoda, Malacostraca, Decapoda, Palaemonidae.